GGCGACAACGGAUAUACAUCUAUCUAGGGUUUCGAAAAUCAACUGUGUUUCCCCAAACCCCAUCUCAUAUUCUCAUUCUCCCUCUCCAGACUAUUUAGAUUUAUACUUACAUUUUUCAAUCAUCUUCUGGGUCCUCACAUUUGGAUCAAACUGCAUCUAUAUCCACCUUUGAAUCUUCGUAAGUCUCUAUAUAUCUAUCUUUAUCUCUGUAUUUCAUUUUCUUGAAUAAAGUUUCAAUCUUUAAGGUCUGUGUGUGAAAUUAAUUAAUUAUAUGGGGAAGUCUGGAGGUAAAAAGAAAAAGGGUGGUGUUGUUAAUCAAAAUAAGAACCAAAAUUCAGCAAAAGAUAAUGUUUCUUUGCCUGUUUCGAAUAAUGGGGUUGUUUGGGAUUCCACCAUUUUCUUGAAAAGAGCUAAUGAACUUAAAGAAGAGGGGAACAGUAGGUUUCAAGCUAAAGAUUUUGUGGGUGCUCUUGAACAUUAUAAUGAUGCACUUAAGUUGAUUCCGAAAGUGCACCCGGAACGCGCUGUUUUUCAUAGCAAUAGAGCUGCUUGUUUGAUGCAAAUGAAGCCUAUUGAUUAUGAUGCUGUGAUUGCGGAGUGUUCUAUGGCUUUGUUGGUUCAGCCUCACUUUGUUCGGGCUCUUCUUAGGAGAGCACGGGCGUAUGAGGCGAUAGGGAAGUAUGAAUUGGGAAUGCAGGAUGUGCAGUUGUUGUUAGGGGUUGAUUCGAGUAAUAAGGAUGCGUUGGAUAUUUGUCAGCGGUUGAAGACUGCAAUUGGGACUCGUCAAGAGGCUCAGCAGGAUAUUCAUAGUCGGCCUUCACCGGCUGCUCUCGGUGCUUCUGCAGUCCGUGGAGCACCAGUUUCGGGUCUUGGGCCGUGUUUGCCAGCUCGUGCAAUGCCGAAAAAGACUGCAGCUUCUCUUUCGGGGUCUGGUUCGUCUACAAGUGAUAAGACAGAUAAGACGGAUAAGACGUCUGUAGUUCCUCUUGAAAAUGGAGCUCGGGUUAGUCCUGAAGUAAAGCCUCAAAUGUCAAAACAGGCUUUGAAGAGACCUAAUGGUCCUACAAAACCCAAUGGCAAUCUAGUGAAGGAUUCCCAAAAGGAUCAGAAGUCUUCUUCAUCUGUGUCGCAGCAAUCUCAGGGGAAAUCUUCUGGAGCUUCAAUACAGUGGAGACCAUUGAAAUUAGUGUAUGACCAUGACAUAAGGCUUGCAAAGAUGCCAGUGGGUUGCAGUUUCAAAGCAUUGAGGGAGAUCGUGGGAGAACGCUUUCCACUAUGGGACUCAGUUGUGAUUAAGUUCAAGGAUCAUGACGGAGACUUGGUGACUAUAACAUGCACAAGUGAACUUAGAUUGGCAGAGUCCUAUGUUGAAAGUCUGUUGCAGAAAGAACCUCAAACAGAUAAAAAUAACUUGAUUGGGAUGUUGAGAUUGCAUAUCGUUGAGGUUCCCCCAGAGCAGGAGCCACCUAUACCGGAAGAAGAAGAGGAGAUUCCUCUGGAAAGUGAAGGGACCAAAGUUGAUGAGAUUGGGUCACAUUCUUCAUUGGGCGAUGCUGCGGUAGAAUCUGUUGGAACUGAAGUUGAGAAUAAGACUGAAAAGACAUCUCUGGAGGAGACACCAAGAGCAUCAGAAGAUCCUGAGCUCAAGGAAGUGGAGAUGGAUGACUGGUUGUUUGAGUUUGCUCAGUUGUUUAGGUCCCAUGUUGGCAUUGAUUCAGAUGUUCAUAUUGAUCUCCAUGAGCUUGGCAUGGAACUGUGCUCUGAGGCCCUGGAGGAGACGGUGACAAGUGAAGCAGCUCAAAGCCUUUUUGACAAGGCUGCUAUAAAGUUCCAAGAGGUGGCUGCUUUAGCUUUCUUUAAUUGGGGGAAUGUCCACAUGUGUGCAGCAAGGAAGCGAAUUCCAGUAGAUGACUCUGCUGCAAAGGAUUUGGUGGCAUCCCAACUUCAAGCAGCUUAUGACUGGGUAAAAGAAAAGUACUCUUUAGCGAAAGAGAAGUAUGAGGAAGCACUUAUAAUAAAAGUAGACUUUUAUGAAGGAUUAUUGGCCCUAGGGCAGCAGCAGUUUGAAAUGGCAAAACUCCACUGGUCAUAUGUUCUUGCUAAAAAAGAAGAUCUCUCCAAAUGGGACCCUACAGAAACAAUCGAACUGUUCGACAGUGCUGAGGAAAAAAUGAAAGCAGCUACAGAGAUGUGGGAAAAGAUGGAGGAACAGAGAGCCAUGGAGUUGAAGGAUCCUAGUUCAAGCAAGAGAGAAGAGUUGUUGAAAAGAAAGAAAAAACAGACAAGUUCUAAUGAAGGUGAGACCAGUCAAGUGGAGUUAUCAUCUGAAGAAGCAGCAGAACAAGUUGCUGUGAUGCGAUCACAGAUUCAUCUUUUUUGGGGCAACAUGCUUUUUGAGCGGUCUCAGGUUGAGUGCAAGUUGGGGUUGACAGGCUGGGAGAAGAAACUCGAUACUUCCAUUGAGCGAUUUAAGCUUGCUGGAGCUUCUGAGGUUGAUAUUUCAACAGUUUUGAAGAAUCACUGUUCUAAUGGUGGGGGAGCUGAAGUUAAUGAAGUGAAACUUAAAGUAACUGAUGAUGCUGCAAGUGAAGCAGAAAAUGAUAAGCCAAAUCAUAUUUCAGGGGAGUGAUUUAUUUGUUCAACUUGCAAACUGCUGCACUCGAAGAAUAAAAAAAGGAAUCUGUGGAUGAGGUUGAUGCUGAGGAUGAAUCCAACUCAAGUGAAACUAAAGCAGAGGUAGCAGAGCUUGAUUCGAAAAGUGAUGGUAUUCAUGAGAAACCUGAUAUGAAUGAUGUGCCAGAGAAAUAGAACAAGGUGAUUGCCUGAUUGCUAUUCUUCACUGUUUCCUCUGUUAUGUUGUUUCCGGUUUCACCACUAUGAAUCUUGCUCCUGUUCGCAACCAACUUUAUUUCUACUGCUGGGAAUCUUAUACGCUAAUCGUCGACAAUCAUAGGAACGUCAAGAUUUGAAUGGAAGCGCAUUGGAUUUAAGAUUUAACUAAUUUUGAAGUUUGUUCACAAAUUUUCCAAUCCAUUCCUUCCCGUUCCAUUAUGGGGUGACGUUCCGAACAUAUUUUGAAUUUGACAAUUUGUACUGUGCUUUAAUUUCAUUGGUGCAGCUGAUGUGCAAUUGAGAGAAGAAUGGUACUGUAUCUCUUUGGGUUUGUCAUCUUACCCUUUACUUGAUUACUUUUUUUUUACAAGUAUUAUGUGAAGGACUGAAGGUACCUCUCUUACAUGUCAUUUACCUCUUGUGGUUACCCCCCAAAACCAAAUAGAUCGGUCAUGCCACUAGGCAUUUUAUUAGGACAUUGCACAAUGACCUCGAACACUUUGUCCAGUCGUUUUUCUUCUGUUAUUUUGAAAGUAGCUGUUUCAGCUUCAAUCACUCGAAUUUUCGAAAAUGCUUUUAUUUCUCAGCAAAUGAAUGGCAUCUUCUACUGUUUCUUUUUUGGGUGUCACUAUUAACAAUGCAGUUCAUGUUCAUCCAACUUCUACUGUUUCUCUUUUGGGUGUUAAUAUCAGCAAUGCAGUUCAUCCAACGACGAACCGAAUCUGAAUCCUUUUAUAUCUCAGCAUCUUCUGCUGUUUAUCUUUUAGGGUGCCGAAAUCAGCAAUGCAGUUUAUCCAAGAUAAAUCAAAUCCAAAAUAUAAAGCUUCUCAAUAAAUACGUGCAAAAAGUAAGGAUCAUAUAAAAUUUUAUAGAGGGACGGUGGGAGAAUUACAUUCCUUUGUUUAGGGAAAAAGCCAUGUAUUAAUUUUCAAGAUUUUAACUGCAGAAAAAACACAUAGAAAAUCAUUACAUAAUCCAUGUAGAAUCUACCAAGCUUAAUUUUUCGAUUCCCUUGUUAAGCUUGAGUUUUGUCAAAUGCCAUACAUGCCUCGAUGGUCGACUCGUUGGCUUGAAUUUCGAUAUUUACAAAGAAACCACACAUUGCCAGCCUUUUUUUCACAACGAGGGAUACAUAAAAAUGUAAAUCAAAUCUGCGUAUACAAACCUUCAUCGAUCACAGAGCAAAAUCUCAGAAAAUAUCAAGAAUUUCAACGAUCUGACGGUUGCAAAGAGGACACGUCCCUCGAUUCAACCACAGCUCCCUCGAGCACACCCUACAAAAAGUAUGGCCACAUGGUAUAAACGCCGAUCCUUUCUUCCUUCCCAUGCACACGCAGCACACUGAAUCCGCACUCCCCGUGGACCCCACCACCCCUUUCUCUUCCACCUCCUCCCCAUCUCCGCCGUCCGUUUCUUCCAACAGUCUCAUCAACGACACCCUCAACGGCGUAUCCGGCACAUUAUCGGGUCGGGUCGGACUCAAACCCGACCCGUCUUCUCCCUCGUCACCCGCCCGGAAUUGCCGUUCGGCGGCCAACGCAUCCGCUAAAUUCAUCCCCGCCACGACCGGAGCUCCACUUUCACAACCCGGAUCCGGACUGACAACCGGGUCAACCCGACCCGAUUCUACAUCCUCAGCCUGCUGCUCUGUCUGAUUGUUUGUCAACGGUGGGCCCGAAUCAAAAUCAUAGGAACGAUCAUCGUCGUCCAUGACGCUUAUGUCCGAAUCUCGUACACCCCAAGUGGCCCCACAACAGCCCAUCCCUUUGAAUCCCAGCCGUUGAGCAAGUGACUUGCGUCUCUCCAAUCGAUCCACACCGUCCAUCCUCUCCUUCAAAAAUUCAAGAAUCGUUUUCCCUUCUUCUCUUCC
This is a messenger RNA of Daucus carota subsp. sativus, 4702 nucleotides long. RefSeq names its product protein CLMP1. Gene Ontology annotation, molecular function: protein binding. The coding region runs from base 272 to 2629 and encodes 785 amino acids. The record is from RefSeq and is a predicted model, not a curated record. Lineage: Eukaryota; Viridiplantae; Streptophyta; Magnoliopsida; Apiales; Apiaceae. The transcript has 2 exons.